This is a messenger RNA of Ceratotherium simum simum (southern white rhinoceros), 3255 nucleotides long. RefSeq names its product WW domain containing transcription regulator 1 (gene WWTR1). The record is from RefSeq and is a predicted model, not a curated record. Gene Ontology annotation, biological process: positive regulation of transcription by RNA polymerase II; hippo signaling. Gene Ontology annotation, molecular function: protein binding; transcription coactivator activity. Lineage: Eukaryota; Metazoa; Chordata; Mammalia; Perissodactyla; Rhinocerotidae. Gene Ontology annotation, cellular component: nucleus; cytoplasm.
GGGAGUGGGAGUUUGCUCCAAACUUUGUUUAUGGGACAGUCCGGGAGCCGCGGCGGCCGCGCUGUCUGCUUCUCCUCCGCCUCCUUCCCGCGGAGCCCGAGCGCCUGAGGCCGGUCCGGGGGAUGUGAGAGCCGAAGCCCCUCGGCUCCCAGGCACCGCGUCGGCUCGGGAUUUGCCAGCCGGGCCCCGGCUCCAGUCCUGCAAGCUCGGACGCACCCGAGCUACCCAGGCCCGACGGCGAGUUCGGGCGGGACGCGGCCGCCGCACGCCCAGACUCGGCUUCGCUGCGCGCCCAGAAGAUGAAUCCGGCCUCGGCGCCCCCGCCGCUCCCGCCGCCCGGGCAGCAAGUGAUCCACGUCACGCAGGACCUAGACACGGACCUCGAAGCCCUCUUCAACUCGGUCAUGAACCCCAAGCCCAGCUCGUGGCGGAAGAAGAUCCUGCCCGAGUCCUUCUUUAAGGAACCUGACUCCGGCUCGCACUCGCGCCAGUCGAGCACCGACUCGUCCGGGGGCCACCCGGGGCCCCGGCUGGCCGGCGGCGCCCAGCACGUCCGCUCGCACUCGUCGCCCGCGUCCCUGCAGCUGGGCACCGGCGCGGGCGCGGCCGCCAGCCCCGCGCAGCAGCACGCGCACCUCCGCCAGCAGUCCUACGACGUGACCGACGAGCUGCCGCUGCCCCCGGGCUGGGAGAUGACCUUCACGGCCACUGGCCAGAGGUACUUCCUCAAUCACAUAGAAAAAAUCACCACAUGGCAAGACCCUAGGAAGGCGAUGAAUCAGCCCCUGAAUCAUAUGAACCUCCACCCUGCCGCCACUUCCACACCAGCGCCCCCGAGGUCCAUGGCGGUGUCCCAGCCAAAUCUCGUGAUGAGUCACCAACACCAGCAGCAGAUGGCACCCAGUACCCUGAGCCAGCAGAACCACCCUACUCAGAACCCGCCAGCGGGGCUCAUGAGUAUGCCCAAUGCGCUGACCACUCAACAGCAGCAGCAGCAGAAACUUCGGCUUCAGAGGAUCCAGAUGGAGAGAGAGAGGAUUAGAAUGCGCCAAGAGGAGCUCAUGAGGCAGGAAGCCGCCCUCUGUAGACAGCUCCCCAUGGAAGGUGAGACUCUGGCCUCGGUUCAGGCUGCCGUCAACCCGCCCGCCAUGACCCCAGACAUGAGAUCCAUUACUAAUAAUAGCUCAGAUCCUUUCCUCAAUGGAGGGCCGUAUCAUUCAAGGGAGCAGAGCACUGACAGUGGCCUGGGCUUAGGAUGCUACAGCGUGCCAACGACCCCGGAGGACUUUCUCAGCAACGUGGACGAGAUGGACACAGGAGAAAACGCAGGACAGACGCCCAUGAACAUCAAUCCUCAGCAGACCCGCUUCCCUGAUUUUCUUGACUGCCUUCCGGGAACAAACGUUGACCUAGGAACUUUGGAAUCUGAAGAUCUGAUCCCCCUCUUCAAUGAUGUCGAGUCUGCUCUGAACAAAAGCGAGCCCUUUCUAACCUGGCUGUAAUCAGCACCAUUGUAACGUGGGUGCAGCUGUGACCUGGCGUUCCCGGGGCCUCUUGGAAAAAGCCAUGGAGUAGAGUGAGUCGCAGGUGUACCACUUUCUGCCUCCCUAACUCAUGCUCCCUCCUUUCCAUGCGGCCAGUUGAAUCAUUGCCUGGAUUUGAUUGACAGUAACUUAAGUUAAACAUAAAUAAAUAUUCUAUUUUCAUUUUCUGCAAGCCUGCAGGCCUGUGAUGGGUUAUGCAGAUUUGUUUCUGCAGAAUUGAUUAUGCAGAAUUGCUUCUCCAUUUUUCUCUCUGCUGCCCCAUGGCUAAGCUUUAUGAAUGCUAGUUGAAAUUUCUACAUCAGUUGAUUAUAAACCAUAAAAAGCUGACCACAGGCAGUGACUUCUGACAGGUGGCUCGGUCCCGGAAACGUACACAAAAUUAGAUCUGAUUUACAGUUUCAAAAACUGUAUUGAUGACAGUAGUACCAAAUGCUUUAAAAAAUAUUUAACUUGAGCUUUAAAAAUCAUUGUAUGGAUAGUAACAUUCUGCUGUAUGGAAUACAAUGUAGUUUUGAAUCCAUGCUGGUUCUGAUGGUUCUUGUUACUCUGUAUUUCCAAAGGCACACACAGUCCUAUUGUAGUUUACCCUGCAUCAUUUUACUGCAUAGCAUCUAGACAACUAGUCCUUCCAGCAGCGGAGGAGCAGCAGCCUUAGAGACAGUUCCUACACUACAGAUCUUAUGAAAGAGACCAGUUUGGUAUUAAUCAUGAGCAUUUAUUAAACAAAUCUUUUUAAAAUUGCAAGUUGAAUUUUUUAAAAAUUGCAGCUUAGAAUUUGAUGUUUCUUUUAUAAAGCACUGUAAUUUUGUAGCUGAUGACAAAGGGCGGCCAAAUGUUUUUGAUAAAUCUGUGGCAACUAUGUUUGUCUUUUGAACCUGUUCUGAACACAUCAGGACAACAUAGCUUCAGCCUGAUGGCAUACACAGUGAGCUUUAUAAAUUCUGAAGCCUUGUCAGCUUUGCUUUCAAGAUUUUAAGUGUUUAAAAUAAUCUUAUCUAUGAAACUGUUUGAAGGAUGAAGCAGAUCUCUGACUGACGUAAAAAAUACCCUCUGAGGGUGUAUGGUGGAGACAUGUUUCUGAAUUCAGUAAAAUUGAUUCCUAAAUAUAUUAUCCUAACCCUCUUUGCUACAGUUGGUAUAAAAAGGUAUGAAAUAUGUACUCGAUACCUCUUAUGUAACCAAAAACGUUUUUUCUUAGCUUUUAAGGACUGAGAGAGAGGUCAGGGUCCCCUGGCACACACUCUGCCUGCAUUGCCAAUGAAGUCCUCAACUGUUUAAUAUUUUGAACUGACAUUAUUUAUAAUCUAUGAAUUUAAUAUCUUUUUUGAAAGACACUAAUAAUUCAGGUCGCUGAGAGGAACCUUUCAUUCCCACGGGGGCUCAUUUUGGGGGGGGAUCUUAAAUAAGAUCCUUUUCGAUCUACCAGAAUAUAGACAGGCAGAAUACAUUUUAUCUUGUUGGAAAGGAGGCAAGUGAAAAGGUCAGAGGUGAAGUAGUGAAGUUAUGGAAUCUAGUGGAAAGGAUACUAGUUGUGAAAUGGAAAUAGACAAGUUAGAGAACGCCGAAAGCAAGACAAGCAGGAGGAUGAGAGGUGCCCCAAAAGAACAAAGCAACAAUUUUCUCCUACAACCUUUACACCAAAAGCCUGUUGUAGAAGAAAAGAGGCUUCGGUGCACUUUAUGUGGGGUUGUGGGGGGGGGGGGGGGGCAGG